This is a messenger RNA of Malus domestica (apple), 3814 nucleotides long. RefSeq names its product pentatricopeptide repeat-containing protein At3g09040, mitochondrial-like. The record is from RefSeq and is a predicted model, not a curated record. Gene Ontology annotation, molecular function: protein binding. Lineage: Eukaryota; Viridiplantae; Streptophyta; Magnoliopsida; Rosales; Rosaceae.
CAAAAAGCAAAAUGUGAGAAAGAGGGAGGGAAAUGAAUGAGAAAAAGAAAUGAGAGACUCCUACACCUCAAUUUGAAAAAGUUUUGAAACAAACCCAAUACAAUUCAAAAGAUUUUCCCCGUUUUCCCAAAAGGCACAACUUCAACCUGCAAUGUGGGCAAAGGGAUUAUUCACCUUCAAACUUUCAAAAGGCAGCCUCUGCCCUUCACUCGGACACUUUCAUGCAAUCUCCAAACUCUACAGUUCAAAAUCCUGCACUUCAUCCUCCAAUUUCGUGAUGGGUGAAAACCCAACUGCCAUUGCCGCUGCUCUUUCCCUCUCUGAGAAUUUGAAGUCAGCUUCUCUUGGUACCCAAAUCCACUCCCGUGUCAUCAAGUUGGGAUUCACUAAUGACUUUUUUUUAUUCAAUAAUUUGAUCAAAAUGUACUCAAAAUGUGGGGUUAUGGAUGAUGCGUUCAAACUGUUUGAUGAAAUGCCUGAGAGAAACCUCGUCACUUGGACUUUGAUGAUUUCGGCUGCCGUCCAAGACGGUCAGUUUGAAUUGGGCUUGGAGGUUUAUUUGGAACUGGUAAGAAGUGGGUUGAGGCCGAAUGAAUUCACUGUUGGUAGCGUUCUCAAGGGGUGUGCAGCGUGUGCUAGUAUCGAAGCAUAUGAAUUCGGCAUGAGUGUUCAUUGUUUUGCAUUGAAAACUGGGAUUGAACAGAACUGCUAUGUGGGUGGUUCUGUUUUGAAUAUGUAUGCUAAGUUGGAGGAUAUUGAAUCGGCGAAGGGGGUGUUUGAGUCUAUAAGCAAUCUUGAUACUGCUGGUUGGAAUGCUAUGAUUGGAGGUUACAGGCAAUGUGGCUAUGGAUUUGAAGCAUUGAAAGUUGUAUGUUUGAUGGUAUGCAAAGGUAUAAGCAUGGACCAGUUCACCUUUGUUAAUGCUCUAAAGGGUUGCUCUGUUGUCAGAAAUUUGGAUUUUGGGAAGCAACUUCACGGAUUGAUCAUCCAAAGUGAGCUGAAAUUAAGUACUUCAGUCAUGAAUGCUCUUAUGGAUAUGUACUCUAGAAAUGGUAGGAUAGAUUUGGCUUUGCAAGUUUUCAAUAGGAUACAAACGAAAGAUGUCAUAUCGUGGAACACCGCAUUUGGGGUCUUCUUUGAAGGCAAGAAUGCAAGAGAAAUUGCAAACUUAGUCCAUGAGUUCAUGCUAGAAAACAUGAAGCCGAACCAUAUUACGUUCUCAAUCUUGUUUAGGCAAUGCAGUGAGCUACUUGAUCUUAACCUUGGGCGUCAGUUUUUCUGCCUUGCAUUACAAUAUGGGUUCUGGAAUGAACCUAAUGUCAGAUGCUCAAUAAUCAAUAUGUUUUCUAGAUGUGGGGCUAUGGACAUGGCACACUUGUUUUUUGGUGGCAUACUUUACAAAAACAUAACUUAUUGGAAUGAGUUGAUUUCUGGGUAUAAUUCAAACUAUUGUUAUACAGAAGCCAUGCAGAUCUUUUGUAAUUUAUGGGACUUGGGAGUCGAAGCAAGUGAAGUCACGUUCUCCAUCAUACUGGAAGCUUGCUAUAAUGAUGAACACCAAUAUAUGACUAGACAAAUUCAUGGUGCAAUUGUCAAGUCCGGCAUCUCCUUCCAUGGAUAUGUUUGUAGCUCAUUAAUUAAGUGCUAUGUUAGAUUUGGACUACUGGAUGAUUCCUUUGAGUUUCUUAAAGGGUUUGAGAGACUAGAUUUGAUAUCUUGGGGAACUAUGAUAUCUGCUCUGGUGCAUCAGGGACAUUUUUUUGAAGCUAUAAAGAUUUUCAACUCUCUGAGAGAAGUUGGUGGGAAGCCUGAUGAAUUUAUUUUGGGAAGCAUUCUAAAUAGUUGUGCCGAUACUGCAAGCUAUCAGUUAGCUAAAGCUGUCCAUUCCAUUGUCAUCAAAAUGGGAUUCCUCAUGCAAGUCUUUGUUGUUAGUGCAGUUAUAGAUGCGUAUGCAAAAUGCGGGGAUAUUGGAAAUUCAAGGAUGACCUUUAUCCAGUCACUUGGAUCUGAUGACGUGGUUAUAUAUAAUGCUAUGAUCAUGGCUUGUGCUCAUCAUGGUCUGGCCGAGGAAGCGAUGGAUAUCUUUGAGAAAAUUCGGUUGGCAAAUCUAAAGCCCAGCCAAGCCACAUUUGUGUCUGCUAUAGCAGCUUGUAGUCAUGUGGGUUGGGUUGAUCAAGGUCGUUCUUUGUUUGAGUUAAUGAACUCAGAUUACAAGAUGGAACCAGUAUCUCGGGAUGUUUAUGGUUGCAUGGUUGAUCUGCUUUCACGACACAGAUACCUUGAAGAUGCUAGACAAAUGAUUGAAGUGAUGCCUUAUACUCCUUGGCCUGCUGUAUUGAGAUCCUUGCUUAGCGGUUGUAGGAUACAUGGGAACACAGAGUUGGCAGAAUGGACUGCUAAGAAGUUAGUUCAGUUGGUUUCAGAAAAUGAUGCACCUUAUGUACUGUUGUCGAAGGUGUACUCUGAAGGAGGUAGUUGGGAAGGUGCUACAAAGGUAAGGAGGGAAAUGAUAGAAAGAGGUGUGCCAAAACAUACAGGAUAUAGUUGGAUCGAGGUAUAGGAAGAGGUUCCCCUCUGUUGAUGAACAGCUUUCAAUUGUUUGCCUCAGUAAGAAAAUCAAUUUGAGAGAAAUGUAGAACCAGGUAAGGUCAAAUCAGAAUGGGGUUCCUCUCUUUAUGCAUCUGGUGGUGCAGACGAGAGUUCAAGCAGAACUUGCCCAUUCGAUAAGGAAACAAGUCUCUGGACAGGGUCUUCAUCCCAGUUAAGGUCAAAGAACUCAAAGAGUAGUAGCAUAUGGAAACAAUCAAUCAACCAAUACAUGUCGAAGUCGGGGACAGAAGAGAAACCAGCAUUGUGCACCUGAAAAUCGUUGUACUCCCAGCCAACUGUUAUUGAUGCAAUCAGUCAGGUUACCGAAUCAAGGUUCACAAUAUUGAUUAAACUUGGCAAUUCGUGAAAAUGCUCUAUGCAAUGAAGUUCUGCAUGAACGUGAUGAAGGGAGGUCAUAUAAUUUGCGGAGUAAGGAAGAAGGCUUAAGAAGUGAGGAUAGACUGGAAGAGAUGAAGACAUGGUAUGGCUCACAUCUUCUUUUCCUUUCUUCCAAACAGAGUAAAGAACUACUGAACUGGGCGAAAGCACCAACGCCAAGACAGUGAUCUCUCCAGCAGGUUUAGUGUCAGCCUUAGAAUUGACCAUACUCCAUUCAGCAGCACAGCGGUUGUGAUUAUACUGCCUGGAUCAGGAGGGGGUUGACUGAUAUGUGAAAGCAAAUGAGUAUGUGAAACCAAGUAGCUGUAAUACUUGGAUGAGAAGCCGAAUUGUGUCAUUUUUGUGACGAUAUGAGAUUCAUACUCUCACUAGUUGGUUACCAUUGCUGCCACCUUAAUUUGGCCUAAAUUGUACUCUUGGCAACAAAUUGAGUCGUGCUACUCUCAUACAUCGAAAUCAGAAGAAUUCACCCGUAACUCGUUAGGGACUCGUGAUUCAGCCGCCGAUUUAAAGUGAUAGAUCUAUCUGACAAUAUUGUUGAGAUUUCAGGAGCAUAAACUAGAGGAAAAAAAAAGAGCUUGUCGAGACUGAAAGGGUGACGCGGUUGGAUCUCAAUUGAUCCAAUAAAAUACCCGCCACUUAACUUGACAUGUGUCUUAUAGUUUGUUUACUAAUCUGUAAUUAGAAUGAGAGAGAUUAAAUUGAAGAAGGGUUGGGACGGGGAAAAGAAGUUGGAAUCGAAUUCACGUUGAAGUUGUCAUUAAAUUUUCUAAAAUCUUAGCAUUGUAUUUGAUUCCAUAUAACCUAAAAAAGCAAUUUUUCUUCA